Molecule: messenger RNA, 1410 nt
Organism: Linum tenue
Lineage: Eukaryota; Viridiplantae; Streptophyta; Magnoliopsida; Malpighiales; Linaceae
Source: the annotation of a GenBank genome assembly
AUGUUUCAAAAAUUCGCCCUCGCUUUCAAGGCUAAGACCUUUGAGUUCUUCGCCGAUGAAGAGACUGCCGCCGACGACGAAGGCUUCACCCUCUUUGACUCCGCCGAAGACUUCAUCCCCGAUCAGAAAGUCAUCAUCCUCAAGCCUGACCGGUCGGUCACCGAGAGCCCGGUGGACGCCCAGCUCUUGCCGCCACAAUCAGCCGAAUCACGGAUCCGACCCCUCGACUCUCAGCUGGCGCAGACUCUGGUUUCCUCCAUCUUCGCCACGGUUUCUUCCUUCGAAGCUUCGUAUCUCCAGCUGCAGACUGCUCACGUGCCUUUUACCGAGCAAGGGAUAAAGAGCGCUGACGAGGCAAUUGUUUCCCAUCUCCAGCGGCUUUCGGAUUUGAAGCAAUUCUACAGGGAUUUGCGUGGCAAUUCUGAGCAUGCCGCUGUUUUGCCGAUUGGGUCGCGUUUGGAAGCUCAGGUGCAAGAAAACCAGAGCAAGCUUAGAGUUCUGGGGACUGUUUCGGACCGUUUGCAGGCUGAAAUUGAUCGAAAGGACAGUGAAGUUUCUUCCACGAGGGAGAAACUUGGGAGUUUGCACAACUGCAACGCCCUGUUGUCCAGGAGGUUAGCUGGCUACUUGAGUUUGAACUCUUCUUCUGCUGAUGUGUUGAUGUCUGUGCGGGUUUUCGAGUCUCUUUUGAACGAUGCUCGUAGGGCUACGCAUCAAUUUACCAAGAUUUUGAUUGUUUUGAUGAGAAAGGCCGAGUGGGAUUUGGAUUUGGCUGCCAAUUCACUUCAUUCUUGCAUUGACUAUGCAAAGAGUGGUCACAAUCGGUUUGCAUUUCUGUCGUAUGUAUGCUUAGGGAUGUUUCGGGGUUUUGAUUUGAAGAGUUUCGGUUUAGGACAGAAUGAGGCCGAAAGCAUGUCUAAUGGGCAGGGCUCAAACUCACAAAGGGUGAAUGCUUCACUCAAGCAGCUACUCCAGCAUGUUUCUAGCAAUGCUAUGGAGCUGCUACGUAGUAAUCCCACCAGCGAAUUCUCAAGGUUCUGCGAGAAGAAGUACCAAGAACUUAUACAUCCUGCGAUGGAGUCCUCACUCUUCUGCAACUUGGACCAGAAUGAGGCAGUAUUGAGUUCAUGGCGGUCGCUAAGCAUAUUCUACGAGUCUUUUGUUAACAUGGCUAGUUCGGUAUGGACGCUUCACAAGCUGGCAUUUUCAUUUGACCCUAUUGUUGAGAUUUUCCAAGUGGAGAGAGGGGUUGAUUUCUCAAUGGUGUUCAUGGAAGAUGUCACCAGAAAGUUUACUCUGCCUGCCAAGGCAAGAGCAAAGGUGGGGUUCACCGUGUUCCCUGGGUUUAAGGUUGGGAGAACGGUUAUUCAGUCGCAGGUGUACUUGAAUGGCUUGAAAUGUACAGAGUAG